AUGAGUCGAACAGUAGAAAAAUCAUGGCUGGAAGAACUGAAAAAGCGAGUGGAAUAUCAGGUAAGCAUUUGAAAGAAAAAUCGAAAAAAAAUUCCAAAAAAUUGCCAGGAAACAAACCGCCUGAAAAUGGUGGAAAUUCGCGAGAACGUGCUGGAUAACGAGAAAGAAUUGCGAAGUUUGGACUCGACGCUGAAAAAAACGACGAGUUUCAUGAAGAAGAUCAAAGUGCUAAGCGCCGCGGGAGUUCCGCAGCUCAUCGAGGAGCUCUCCAAACUGAAUCUGUCGAAAUUCGUCGAGGAAAUGGCUUCGGUCAGUUUGCGGAAGCGGUUUUUCCGAGUUUCAAUUCAAUUCAAUGUUUGCAGGGAAUCAUCGAAACGAAGCUGAAAAUCUCGGAUAUUCCGAAAGUGGCCGAACUUUGUCUCGCAAUUUCGGCCAAAUACUCGAAUUUUAGCGAGCAAAUGGCGGGCGAAUUCAAAAAAGUGUUGCCGAUCAAAAAGAGCGAUAAAAUUGGAAAUAUGGCCAAAUUACGAGUCGAUAUUAUGUUAGCUUGACUUCAGAGAUUUCAGAGCAAAAACGAGUUUAUUUCAGUUUUUUGACGGAAUUGUGUCUCUGCGGAGUUUUCAACGAGAAAGAGGGCCUGCAGGUGCUCGGCGCGGUGCUCAGCUACCUGAUUCAGACGGACAAGGCCGAAUUCGUGAACGUGGGUCUUCUGACUACCGUAUCCCGGGCGGUCGGAUGGCAGAUUGCUCGGAUUGUGCCCCUUCCGGCGGCACUCGAAGAUGCGGACACCGUCGACGUCAAUGAAGGUGAUUUUUGGGAAAAUUCGGAAAUGUGUUCCUAUUUCACUCAGAAACAUUCCAGACUCGCUCCCGACGUCUUCCGCCUUGUCUCCGGAGCAGAAGAAGACGAUCCGCGAGCUGUUCAAGUCGUACUACGACGCGCUGUACGCGAAGACCGAAAAAACGUGCUCGGCACGGAACAAAGCGAUGAAAAAGGUGAAAAGACAGGAGAGAAGCCGAGGAGACGCCGCCGACGAGGACAAGAACACUCUGAGCACUCUGCAGACCGAAUUGGACGCUCUCAGGAAGAUUGUGAGCUUUUUUUUGUUGGUUUUUCCUGAUGUGAAAAAUAGACAGAUUUCCACAAAAAUUCCUCCCGCGUUUCAGACCAACGAACUGGCGUGUGCCAUUGGAGUUCAGAUGAAGGCUCUCAAAGAGGAAGCUAGCGACGAUGAGGAGGACGAAGCCGCCAAUUUAGAGGUAAUAGAGACAGUUUUGAGGUGUUUUACAUGAAAAUUCAGAAGAAAUGACCUAAUUUUUAGUACGUUUUCACAGAAAUUCCCAUGAAAAUCAUACCCGAAAUUCACCCGAAAUCCGCCAAAUUCCAGAUGGGACGACGUCUGGCGGAAGGAGCCGUCCAAUUGUGGAACGAUGAGGAGACGAAGGCGUUCUACGAGGACCUCAUCGACCUUCGACAGAUGGUCCCCAAGGAUCUGUACAAGGAUUCGGAGCAGAGGACACUCGGAAAGGCGGCGAUGGCGGAGCGGAUCGAGGACGUGGACGUGGAGAAUGUGAACGAGUCGGGACAGAUGGACGGACGGCGCCAAACAGUGCAGAGGGGCGACUCGGAGAGGGAGACGUCGCCGGCGGACGAGCAGCUGCACGCACUGCUCAAAGAGGCGGUCGACGCGGCCGAGGAGAGGGGACUCAGCAAGUGGCAGAGCUUCGCGCUCGACCUCGACCAUCUUGUGAGCAAGUACUCCACCGACCAGGCGGCCAUCUAUUUUGUGUCCAACCUCAAUAAUAAGGUGAGAAUCUGAGGGAAUUUACCCAAUUUAGGUUAAAACAAUUGCAGGGCUGUCGAAAGCGUCUGAUAAAGUUGAUGAUCGAGCCGGCGUCGUCGCGAAUGGACGUUCUUCCGUUCUACGCCCGCCUCGUCGCCACCCUCGAGAAUGUGAUGCCCGAUUUGACGACGGAAAUUGUGACCCAACUGCUCGAACGAUUCCGCGGAUUCAUUCAGGGAAAGCCGACCGCUGGAGGAGAUCGAGUCAAAGUAAAUUUUGAGAAAAUUAGAUGAUGUAUCCGGAAACUUACUUUUUCCUGUUACAGGUGGAAGUGAAGAUGGUGUGUGUGAUGAUGAUCGCCGAACUGAUGAAGUUCGGAGUGAUUUCGCGUGCCGAGGGACUCUCGUGCCUCCGUCAAUUGGUGUACGAUCUGCGCGGACACGCCGUCGAAAUGACGGCGACCGUCAUGGAAUCGGCCGGAUUGUACCUGUACAGACACACGGAUUCGCACGCGAAAAUGAAGCGGCUGCUCGAGGUGGUGAAGGCGAAGAGGGACCGCAUGAAGGACCAGCGACAGGCGGUGAGCAAGAAUUGAGCGAAUUCUCACACUAGAGCUGCUAAAAAUAGCUAUUCCAACAUUUUCAGAUGCUGAUCGACAACGCGUACUUCACGUGCUUGCCCCCGGAAGACUCGAAAGAAGAACGUCUGCGUCUGAAGCUCGACGAGGAGGACACUCCGAUGAAGAAGUUCAUCCGCCACAUCAUCCUCGAUAUCAACAAGCAGAACAUCGACGUUCAUCUCAAGUGUCUGCGUCGUCUCGAGUGGAGCAACCCGGAGAUUUCCGAUUACGCGAUCCGCUACCUCUCGUCCACGUGGCUCCUUCCCAUCGAGAACCUCGAGUUCGUCGCCUCCGCAAUCUCGGGACUUUGUGGCCUCGCCCAUCUCGAAUGGAUCGGAAUGGCCGUCAUCGACGCGUCGAUCGAGACGAUCCGAAUCUCGCUCGAAAAUCCGGGCACUUUCAAUCAAUUGGCCCACUCCGCCGCGGUCUUCCUAGCCGAGGCCUACAUUUUCGAGCUGUGCGACGAGGACCUGAUAAUGCAGGUGCUGUACCAGUUGAUCUCCUAUCCGGAGACGUCGGAAACCGCGUGGAAAGAUCUGCAUCGCAUUCGGAUCGUGUGCGCAAUGCUCGAAAUCGUGCGCGAGUUCUUCAAAAACGGUCCGGGACGCGUGAAAAUGAAGUUCUUCCUCCUGUAUUUCCAUCGGUUUUACUAUACGAAACGCGACACGUGGAAUCGAGAGAUUAUGGAACGAGCCAGUGAGGCACAGAACGGACUGGAAGUGAACUUGGAAAAUGUGCAGAGCAGGUCGGACUUUUUUGAAAUAUUUGAAAACGUUUUCCUCUUUUCAGAUUCCCGUACGAAGUGGAGACGGCCUAUUCGGACGUGUGCCGUCAUUACCGUCGCUCCAAAAAGGCGGGAAUCCUUCGAUGGCCGAAAUCAUUGGAAGAAGCCCAAGAAUCUGUGGAGAUGAUCGAGAAACGGUUCAAGCCACAGGUAGUUUAUCGAAAAUUGGCUAUUUUAGAUGAACUCUUCAAAUUUUCCAGCUAAAAGAGCUCAAUGGCGAUCGGAGCGACGUAGAUGACGUGGGAAGGAAGGAUUUGAUGGCAAUCGAGGAGGAUGACGAGGAGGAAGAGGAGGAGGCCAGGUGAGCACUCAAAAUCUGUAAAGUUCCAUGAAAAAUGCGGAAAAAAUUGAUUUAUUCACUUAAAAAUAUCACAGAAAAUCACGGAAAACAGUCUAGGAAAAUGCGGGCGAGUAGAUUUUUAAUAAUAAAAGCGUUUGGAAUCAUUUUGGCGACAUGAUGUGUUUUUGUGUAGAAAGAAGAUGGAGUUGGUUUUGUCUGAAAGAUUCGAAGUUGUUAAACAUUUUCCCGCUCAGAGACUCGCAAAGUGAGCUGGAAGACGAGGAUUCGGAGGAGGAGCGCAAGAAAAACGACUUUUUGGAGGCGAACAUUGUCACGAAAGAGGAAGAGGACGAUUUUCAGCGCGAAUUGGAUCGGAUGAUGGGCGAGGGAUUCAGAAAUCCGGUGAGUUUUGAAAUCACACCGAAACACCGUUGACAGUUGAAUUUUUAGGCGCCAGUAGCGGCUGCUCAAACGUACGAUGUGACUCUUCCGGCCGCCGCCAAGAAUCGCUUCGCCAGAUCCAUCAAAUUUGGUAAGUUUUUAUCAUUUUUGCAGUUUUGCUUCAAACAAUUAAAAUUAAGGUUGAAAGGGUUACUGUAGCUUUUAUGGGCCGUCUUAGGCUUCAAAUUGUUCAAAUCCAGCUAAUAGGGUCUUAAAGGGAAUGCUGGAUACCGUUGUUCCAUGUUUUCAAUAUUUUGCAAGUAUCCAGUAUGAUUUGUGGUUCCUGACCCCUUUUUUCAUUGUUUUCCACACCUUCCGCAUGUUCCUCACGGACAAUCAUCAAAAAUGCGUCUUCACACCCGGUUUCGUUCGGCUCAAUUUCGUCCGCACACGACACACACCUUCUCGUAUUUCGACGACACAUUUAGGUGGUCCUUCUCGAAUUUCCGCCCAACACCUUGAUCUUUCUCUCUCUCUCUCUCACGCACACAAUGCCAAUGUAUUCACUAUAUUGCACAUGGGAAAAGAGAGGAUUGAGGAGGGACUCUCUGGCUGGCACGAAACGGAUUGAAUUACCACUGGAAUACUCGACGACGCUCGUAGGAGUUUUCAGAAUGUUCGGCCGUAAAAACACUGCAAACUUUUAUGAUUUUUUAAAGUUUUUUCUCAAAAAGAAAGUCCACACUCCCUUCUCCCCUCGCAGAAGGCGGUUUUAUUGUGGUUUUUCCGUGAUAAACCCCCUGACACAAUGCCAACAAAAUAGGCUAGUGAGAGAGUGGGGGAGACGAAUUUGAUUAACGCCGCGGAGCACAAGGCUUGAUUGAUUUUGGUAGUGUGUUCAGUUCUCGGAACGUAUCCUUCGCUGCUGCUCCAGAAGGCUCGACACGGACGGAAAACAAAAACAACAACAAUCGGAUUUGCGCCCUAGGUGACUCGGGCAGUCUGCACACCCUUUUCCAUCCAUUUUUUAUGAGACCGGACGAGAUUGAAGCGAAAACGGAAGUAGAGGGCCUCCUAGGAAAGUUAUAGUUUGAAGAUAGUCUCGAAAGCUUGAAAUUUUAGUUUCCAGGUGGUUUCGACGAUUUCCAAUAGUCUUCAAGUAGAAUAGCUAUUAUUGAUUCAAAUAUUUCCGCUCAGGCCUAAAACGGCAAAUGUCUAGGUCACAAGCACCAUAGGAAAUUCUAUCUUCUUCAAAAGCCGACUUAUUCCAGUUUUCAGUCAAGAAGUGCGAUUCUAGAAACUAUUAUCUUCGAGUUCCACCAACCUGGCAAAGUGCACAUUUUUCCAGACCCCUCAUAGUUUCGCCCCGAAAGUUAUUGUUGUCGCAAUGAUUUGUCGUCGGUCGUCGUGAGCACUUUUCAACAUGUCUCGCCGGGUGUCAUGUUCGUCUCGAAUUUCAAUCAUUUCGUCGAUCAUUUUUGCCCCACUCACGGCAAGAAGAGACAUGACAAGAAAGACGCGUGUUUCGUAGUAAUAUUUGUGAGAUUCUCUAUCAUUCCGAGAAGCUCUCGACGCUGUGCUCCAAAUGAGGAUUUCGAAGGAAGAUCCCUUUUUUCACGAGAAUAGCGAGUAUUCUUUGAGAUCCUUUACCCAAGAAAAAGCACUCAGAGUUUCUCGCACAAUAGGCUCACGGAGCAACAAGACAACAAGUUGACCCCCCCGAGAAGAUGGAAACGACGGGCAACGCCGGACGAGGAGGAGGAGGAGGAGGAGACGACGUUUAUUGAAUUUCGUUCGCAUUCUCCCUCUUUUUCGUCUUCUUUUUCGGCGCCGACGACAAUUUCAAAAGUUGUGAAGAGAGAAAAAGUUGGAAAUGCCCUUCACAAUGGCCGAUAUGCAGAUUCGCAUUUCCCGAAGAUUCGAGAAGGAAGAAAAGACCGGACCAAAUUGGGUUUUUGAGUGAUUGUGUUGGGAAAGAUUUUGGAACGAAAAAGUUGCAUUUUGAAUGAGGCAGGUAGAAAAUUGAGGGAAAGGAGGGCGGAAGAUAUAUUUGCAAUGAAUUAUAGAUAGGAUUUGAUGAUAACAAAGCGGUCAAGGGUACUAUCCGGAUCGGAAGCCUCCAGAAACCUUGAAACUAUCGCUUUUGACUUGAAAGUACAGAAAAAAUUGUUCUAACUGUCGCAAAUCCGGUAAAAUCGAUAGCCUCAAGCUUAAAUUUCACCCAAAAUGAAAAUGACUUCAUUUUAUGAUUCCGGACCUAAUAAUCGCUAACAUCGACACAUUUUCAGCCGAGGACACGAAAGAAGAGGUGUGGAACACGUCGCCGACCGCCAGCUACCCGCCGACGGAUCCUUCGGUCGACUACGACGAAGAUCAGGGAUUGGCGGCGAGCGGGCGUCCGAAACAGACGAGAGUCACUCUGAUGGUCAGGGGAAAACAGAACAAACCGGCACUGAAGACGGUCAACAUCGACGACGACGGUCUGCAGCAGAAGUGGAGCGAGGAGAAGGAGCGGGAGGAAAAGGAACGGGCCGACAUGAAACGGCUUACGCUCGGGCAGCACAGGCGCAUCGAGAUGGAGGAGGAGAAGGCCAUGUUGGCCUCGUUGAACAACUCCAGAAAAGGCGGAAUGAAGAAAAGGUGCGUUUUCGGGGGGUUUGUAGCGAUUUCCAAUACAGUAUCCUCGAGUAAUUCCAGCCUCAUUUCCAAACCCGCCCCUUUUUCAGCGCACCCCGGACGAAACAGACGAAGCCACAAUUUCCGGGACCUCACCUCGACGGAGAAUGGUAG
This is a messenger RNA of Caenorhabditis sp. 36 PRJEB53466, 6637 nucleotides long. The record is from the annotation of a GenBank genome assembly. NCBI's taxonomy places the organism in Eukaryota, Metazoa, Nematoda, Chromadorea, Rhabditida, Rhabditidae.